UUGAAGUGAAAGUGAAAGUACCAGCUGAUUUGAGUCACAGUCUCUUCUGCCUUUGUUACGUGAGGAGGAUAAGACAUGGGAUCUUCAAAUCCUGACAUGAAUCCUGGAGACCUGAUCGAGAUCGAUCGUAUGGUAUAUAGCCACUGGGCCGUUUACAUCGGAGAAGAUGAAGUGGUUCAUCUUGUUCAAAAUGAUUCUGGUUCAAAGACCAGUUUUUCAUCAUUUGGCAAGACGUCUUCAAAAUCAGAUGUGAGACGCGACAAGCUCAGUGACGUGCUCAACGGCAACAGCUACCAAGUCAACAAUCUUCUGGACGACAAGUACAAGCCUCGCAACCCUGACGACAUCGUGAAAGAGGCCAAGAGCAGGAUUGGACCGUCAAAGUACGAUGUCGUCUUUUACAACUGCGAACACUUUGCGACAGAGAUGCGAUACGGCAUAUAUCAGUCGCAGCAGGUAAAUGAAUGGACUGUCGCAGCAACAGGAACAACAGGACCAGCAGCAGUAGUAAUAGCAGGAGCAACAGCAAUAGGAGGAGCAGCAGCAGCAGCAAUGGCUGUUGUGGCGUGUCCUGUGGGGUUAGUGGUGAUAGCAGGGCUAACUGUGGCUGGGCUGUCACGAAUCUUGGAAAGAAAAAAAAAUGAUUGAUCUUAUCUUUCCAAAUGAUUGCAUGUUGAUCUCAUGCAGGUAAAUGCAGGAGCACUGUUUUACACUAACUGUUGUCAAAUCAUGUGACUUUUCCAUAAACAUUAAACUUUCCUUCAUGUGUCA
Messenger RNA from Solea senegalensis (Senegalese sole), 771 nucleotides. Its product is annotated as phospholipase A and acyltransferase 4-like. The transcript is spliced from 4 exons. The record is from RefSeq and is a predicted model, not a curated record. The coding region runs from base 76 to 648 and encodes 190 amino acids. Gene Ontology annotation, molecular function: A2-type glycerophospholipase activity; glycerophospholipid phospholipase A1 activity. NCBI's taxonomy places the organism in Eukaryota, Metazoa, Chordata, Actinopteri, Pleuronectiformes, Soleidae. Gene Ontology annotation, cellular component: cytoplasm. Gene Ontology annotation, biological process: N-acylphosphatidylethanolamine metabolic process.